AGGCGCCAUCCUUCGUCGAGAUCUUCGUGCCGCACAACAUGGGCUACGUGACGGUCGGCGCGAGAGGACGGCAGACGGCGAUCGCGCGCUGGGUGACGAAGAACGCCGACGCGCUUGCCACGUCGUUCAACACGGAGCGGCUCGAGCGCAGCGGGCUGCAGCAGCAAGACGGCAAGUGGGUCGCCAACGAGGAGCUGCUGCUGGCAAUCGAGCGCUUCAACGCACACUUCAAGAAGCGCUACGGCGUCAAGAAAACCAAGCACUUUGUUGCUGCCGCGCAGGAGCACACGCUUGACUUCCUCGAGCGCGCACUCAUGCUGCAGCCCAACGGCUGGGCCAAGAUGGGCCUGGGCGCGGCGUGCAUGCCGACGGCGCGCCUCUGCAGCGACGGUUUCCGCCUGCGGUGGGACUACUGCGACCUGCGCCGCCCAAAGUACUGGUGCAUGUCGAAGGAGGCGGCAAAGGCGGACGGCCGGUACCGCCCCGGCGAGCCCGUGUGGGACGAGUGCAGCGAAGUCGUCGACGCGCAGAAGGGCACGCUGUGGUGGCGGCGGCUGCAGCUGCUCACCGCAAGCACCGGGCGGCAGGGGCCGGCGCUCCUCGUGUCCAGCCUGCCGCACGGGCAAGACUUUGCAGGCGACUCAAAGUCGCGCACGAGUGCCGAUCAGGGCGGGCUGGGCGGUGAGUGCUCACCUGCCUGCUCUUCCGGCCAGUGCGCUGACCCUGCGCAGGCACGACCGGCCUUGAGCGCACACAGGAGGCGAUUGCCAAGGCGCAUGCGGCCGGGCGCACGGUGCACCACGUCGGCAUCGACCCCGGCAUUAACAACGUGCUUACGGCGUCGCGCAUUAUCGGCCUCGAGGAGGGCACGCUGUACACGCUGCCGGGCCAGCACACGCACCCCGACGGGCGUCGGCCGCUCAGCAGCAAGGAGCGCGCCGAGGAGGGCCUGCCGGCCUACAGCAGGACACAGAACGGCCGGACGAUGGGCGACCGCCUCUACCGCGCGACGCCGGACGACGUCGAGCAGUACGCGCGCCGGCAGUCGGUCGCACUCACCAAGGGCACGCUCGACGACCACGCCACGGCUCUCGCUGUGGAGCUGCAGCUCCUCGAGGCCGAGCACCAUCCUCCCGAGCACGCCAGCGAGGGCGAGCGUCAGCGACACCGGGCGGCCUUCAACCAGCACUCCGACACCAUUGCGCUGCGCGAGGAGCUCAUGCGGGUCGAGGAGCGGCAGCGUGAUCUGGCGAGCGAGGCGAUGCUGGAGUGGCUGCUGAUGCGAGAGGGCGGGGUCAUGGAGAAGAGGCACCAGGUGUGGGAUCGGCAGGACGCGCUGGUGGUGGU
This is a messenger RNA of Tilletiopsis washingtonensis, 1347 nucleotides long. RefSeq lists its product as hypothetical. The record is from RefSeq and is a predicted model, not a curated record. The transcript has a single exon. Lineage: Eukaryota; Fungi; Basidiomycota; Exobasidiomycetes; Entylomatales. The coding region runs from base 39 to 1280 and encodes 413 amino acids.